Molecule: messenger RNA, 1392 nt
Organism: Guyanagaster necrorhizus
Lineage: Eukaryota; Fungi; Basidiomycota; Agaricomycetes; Agaricales; Physalacriaceae
Exons: 3
Coding region: 1-1392 (463 amino acids)
Biological process (GO): exocytosis
Cellular component (GO): Golgi to plasma membrane transport vesicle; cell tip
Molecular function (GO): guanyl-nucleotide exchange factor activity
Source: RefSeq, a predicted model, not a curated record
AUGAACGGUGGGACCAAUGCCACCAACAGGCGUUUGGAUGGCUUGAACGCAACGCAGCAAAAAUCCUCUUCGGAUCCGUUAUUUCUUGCUAUCGAGGAAGAACUACAUGAUACUCGACGCGUGCAUGCAGACGGGCAGGAGGACGAUUUGCGCCUGGCGCUGAGUAUGGUUAUUACCCGGGUUACUGAACUGUCAACACUCCUUAGCGAAGCCUACAAGACCCAGGCAGACCUCGAGGUCCAGCUAAACGUCACCAAAUCAAAUCUGAAGCUCGUCAUUGCCAACAACGAGAUGCUCGAGGAGGCAUUGAAGCAAGGUCAUGCGAACGACAUUGGGUGGAGAAGGUCGAGCAGUUCGGACCACCGGCAGAAGAGCCAGAGCAUUGAUAUCGUACCGGAGAAUGGCGUGGCGAUGAAAUCUCUGUCGAGCUCGCCUUCGUUGCCGUCCUUAGCAGGCACACCGCCGCCACCACCACCACCACCACAGCAACAGGACAGCAGGUUCUUUUAUAAGUUCCGGUUCACCUCCUCCAGUUCCGCGUCGCGCGCGUCCAGUCGACCUGGGACACCGAAUCUCGGGCAUGGCCCAUCAUCGCCUAAUCCGACGCUCACGUCACCGUCGAUGCCCAGUCUACCUGUAAUGGCGAGUGUGAAUGCCAGCAAAGACAAGGAAAUGGAAGAGCUGAUGGCGUCGCUAGAGAAGGAACGGGUGGCGCAUAAGGUCGUUGUUCGCGAAAAGGCGGCGCUGGAGGCAGAGCUCGAGUCGUUAUCUCAGGCCCUAUUCGAAGAGGCGAACAAGAUGGUGGCGACGGAAAGGAUCAAGCUGGCUGAGACAGAGGAAGAGCUGAGGGAAGCCAGGCAAGAGAAGGAGGCUCUCAAGAGCGCCUUGAGGGUCGUGGAAGGGGAGAAUGUCCAUUUGCGGGGCUCUUCAUCCAGUUUUAGGACGCCAGAUCCAUCGAUGGAGAACCUCGCACUAUCAGAGACUCGCUCGCGAUCUUCUUCAGAGGUUGGUGUAAAGUCGCGACCAGCUUCUGCAUCGUCGCUAUCGUCGCCAUCCGUGUCCAGAGAGACGUUCUCGCCGGUCUUAACCGCCGAGAUAGGCCCUGCUGCAGCAGGGGAUGGAGAGGAGCUGGCGGAAGAGAACCCUACCCCCCAACAUCGGAGUACGGUCCCAUCGCCGUCACUUAUCGAAUCGUCGUCGCUUUCGCAAUGGGCGGAGGAGAGAAUGAUCCGAUACCCAGACAAGGAGGAAGAAGCUGAAGAAACACUGCGUCAGCGUAAGCCGUCGCCGCCAUGGGACGAAGGGUCUUCUCCCUGGGCAGAUGUGCCUUCUUCCGAUACCCGCACACGAUUGUCCACAUCUUCCCCGUUACUACCUAUCUCGCCGCAUUGA